Cataglyphis hispanica is the source of this 2991-nucleotide messenger RNA. RefSeq names its product serine/threonine-protein kinase TBK1 (gene IKKepsilon). Gene Ontology annotation, biological process: peptidyl-serine phosphorylation. The record is from RefSeq and is a predicted model, not a curated record. Lineage: Eukaryota; Metazoa; Arthropoda; Insecta; Hymenoptera; Formicidae. The coding region runs from base 541 to 2781 and encodes 746 amino acids. Gene Ontology annotation, molecular function: protein serine/threonine kinase activity; ATP binding. The transcript has 4 exons. Gene Ontology annotation, cellular component: cytoplasm.
UCAGAAAUGAUCCGUUCAUUCUGUCACGCUUUCUAAACUUUGUCAUUUUUGCUUUUUUCUUCGAGAUCCGAUUCGUUGUAUCUGUCGCCUUUUAAAUGUAGAAAGUGAGGCAAAAUGUAAUUCAACAAACAGACAAGACGUCGGACAAGAAAUUAAUUACAUCUUCACAAUAAUGAAAGAAACGUAUCUUUUAUCCUUGGAAGAGGAAGGAGAAAAGAAAACGCAAUUGUAUGUACGAGUGUAGAAAGUACAGUUAAAAAUAUAGAUCUUUUUAGAGCGGGAUAAAAUUUUAUAUAUAAGCUCAAUUAUUAUUGUUAUUAUUACUUAUGUUAAUUUUUUCGAUGCUACAAAUAUACGGAGAGGCGAAUUUUAUGUCACUAAUACGUUAUCAAAAAAAGUACGGACAACAAAUCUGUCACAUCGCGAUGACGUCACCAAUGUAUACAUGGAAGAUUGAUCGAGAGGACGGAUGUCAAGUAGAAGAGUGAGAAUAGACGGUGAGAGGUAUUCGUUGAUGCCAAGGAAAAACGUACGGACGACAUGUCCUUCCUUCGUGGCUCCGCCAACUAUGUCUGGUGCACCACCAGCGUACUUGGUAAGGGUGCGACUGGCGCGGUAUUCCAGGGUGUCAACAAAAACAAUGGGGAACCCGUCGCGGUCAAGACUUUCAAUCAGCUUAGCCACAUGCGGCCGCACGACGUACAAGUGAGAGAGUUCGAAGUGCUGAAAAAAGUCAAACACGAGAACAUCGUCAAACUGUUGGCGAUCGAGGAGGAGCAGGAUGGCAGGGGUAAAGUGAUCGUCAUGGAGCUCUGCACUGGCGGUAGUCUCUUCAAUAUCCUGGACGAUCCCGAAAAUACGUACGGUCUCGCGGAGAGCGAGUUUCUGCUGGUAUUAGAACAUCUGUCAGCUGGUAUGAAGCAUCUACGCGACAAUAAUCUGGUUCACAGGGACCUUAAACCAGGUAAUAUAAUGAAAUUCAUCGCCGAUGAUGGUAGUACGAUAUAUAAGCUCACCGAUUUCGGAGCCGCUCGAGAAUUGCAGGAGGAUCAACAGUUUGUUUCUCUGUACGGUACCGAGGAAUAUUUGCAUCCGGAUAUGUACGAGCGUGCGGUCCUGCGAAAACCCGUCGGCAAAACAUUCGGUGCAACCGUCGACCUAUGGUCUAUAGGUGUGACCCUUUAUCAUGUCGCAACGGGAAAUUUACCAUUUAGACCAUUUGGCGGGCGUAGGAACAAGGAGACCAUGUUCUACAUCACGACGAAGAAAGCGUCGGGCGUGAUAUCUGGACUACAAACUUCAGAAAACGGGCCGAUCGAGUGGAGCAGGGAAUUGCCGCAGACUUGUCAGUUGAGCGCAGGCCUGAAGAAGAUAGUGACUCCAUUGCUGGCUGGCUUGCUCGAAGUGGAUCAGCAAAGAAUCUGGAGCUUCGAUCGAUUUUUCAGCGAAGUCACAGACACGCUUUGCCGAAAACCAAUUCAUAUAUUCAAUGUUCAUCAAGCCAGCCUAAUCAAGGUUUUCCUACAUCCGGAAGAGAAGUUAGUUGCUUUGCAGAUACACAUUCAGGAUCAAACCGAGAUCAUGCCCCACGCGCAAAUUCUUCUUUUUGGCGACGCACCUCUCAUGAAUUUUAUUGAGGAAUCUACACCAGGCAAGGGAUAUCCCAACACUAGCAACGAUAAGCCGUUGAUGCUCUUCUCACGAGAGAACAACAAUGUCGUGCUGCCGACGGAGACUGAAUUGCCCAAGUUUCCCGUCUUCGCGAAUCUCGUUUCCGUAGAGAACGAUGCAAGCCAGGCCAAAGUUGCAUGUUCCGUAGGCCACGUCUGUAAACGUAGAAUUGAUAAAUUGGCAUUGUGCAGUAAACUAUUGCGAGAUGCUAUAGAGGCGUUUAGUGGACUCUUGUCUACUGAACUCACCCGAGUAUUGGGAAAGUGUCAUCAUUCAAAAGAAUUUACGAAAGCAAUGGAGGAUAUCAUAUUAGCAAUUGAAAGGAAUGAGACUUUUGCUAAGCAUGUUUUUCGAAAAUUCGGAGGUGGCGGUCAAACUGCGGUGGAGGUGAAAAACUGGCGGAAAGAGUUGGAUGCGAAGAACAAAGAGCUUACUACUGAACUGACUCCAGCGAUAGUACAACUUCAUCAAAGAUAUGUAAAAGAGGGCAGUUUACGCGGAGAAUGGGAUAAUAGUACUCGCGGCUUGUGGUGUCCGUGGGCGACGAAAGCGAGUCAGAGAGCAGCGACGUUAGUUGAUCGCUUGAGAGACGGAUGGCAACACUUAUUGAGAGACAGGGCCACUCGUAGUCUCACUUACAACGAUGAACAGUUUCAUGUUCUUGAACGUAUAAAGGUCACGGAAACAGGACGUCGAUUGAAAGCGCUUCUCGAGACGGAAUGUAUACCAGCUAUGACGCAGAGAUCGGAGUGCGUCGCAGAUUGGUACAAAAUGGCACAAACGGUGUUCUUGCAAACUCAGAUAUUAGACAAGGACAUAGAUGGUUACGAACACGCAUUGGAAUCGUUCUCCUAUCGUCUAUCGCAGGAAAGUAAAGAACGUAACGAGAACCUUUUGCAUUCGUUGGAUAGGCUGCCUGGAAAAUUGAAAACAAUCGAGAAAACGAAUGUGCCGGCACAGGAAAGCACCAAGAAGUGGCGCAAUAUUUGUGAUACGCAAGAACAAAUUGCAGUACUUCUUUAUGAAAAUGGUCUGUUUAUAGAUCAGCUUGACAAUUUGUCAGUGAUUGAUAGAGUGGAAGAUAUAGGCGAUGCGCAAUAUGAACUUUAAUAUGUGCAAUUUUGUCAUUUCUCUAUCAAUCAUAUGACAAUAUACUUAUGAGAUGAAGACUGAAAAUUAGAGUGUAUAUAUUAACAGAAUCCGAGAUAUAUGUAUGUACGGGAUUAAUGCUGAUAUAGAUUUUAGCUAAGUUAAAUGAAGACAAGGUUUACAUUUUUUAUUCCUUUAAGCAAAUAAAUGACUACUUUACUUUAAAAUCAA